UUGCAGAGAAUCCAAAAUCACCAUUUUCCAAUUCAAUAAAUAAAUAAAAUCAGCAUUUUCCAAUCCAAUAUAGUCAUAUGUUUAUGUGGUCAGCUCCCCAAUUUGCCAAAGAUCGAAAGCAAAGAAUCAGAAGCAAACUCUCUUCCGAACGAACACACACCGCGAAAAUCGAACUCAUUCACCAUGGAAACCCUAACCUCCUCUGCAACAAUCGUCUCUUCUUCUCCUUCCUCUCUUCCGAUUUUCUCACCCAAAUCAAAGGACUCGUCAAAAAGACUCCUCCGAUUCUCCACCUCUCCUAAAAAUGAUGGUAACCAAUCCGAUCUGCGGUCUGAUUCCAACGAUUCAAGUCUUGUUCCGAUUCUCAGCAAUCGCACCUUCUCUAAGGAUGCAGCGAUGGGUUUGGUUCUGAGUGCGGCCUCUGUUAGAGGUUGGACGACCGGUUCCGGCAUGGAAGGACCUCCGGUGCCCGCCUGUGCCGAGUCCGGUACGGAGAGGAUCUCCACCUUCCCAUGGUCGCUCUUCACCAAAUCACCACGUCGACGUAUGCGAGUAGCCUUCACCUGCAACGUAUGCGGUCAAAGGACCACUCGUGCCAUUAACCCCCAUGCCUACACAGACGGUACCGUCUUCGUUCAGUGUUGUGGGUGUCAUGUGUUUCAUAAGCUGGUGGACAAUCUGAACCUGUUUCAUGAGAUGAAAUGUUAUGUGAGCCCGAGCUUUAACUAUAGAGAUGCACAAGGAGAUAUUAGCUUCAAGUAUCUUGAUCUGAAUGAUGAUGAAAAUGAUGUCUUUCCACUCAUAUGAGGUGAAAUGGUAGCUGGCUACACUGUACAUUCCAUUUCCUAUACUUACAAACUGAUUUGGUUUCUAUAGAGCAUUUGUAAAUAUAUUUAUAAUGCUUUUUUCAAGGGAUGUUUAAGGUGAUCGAAAUAAUAUUGGGUUCUUUUUAGUA
This is a messenger RNA of Cornus florida, 955 nucleotides long. RefSeq lists its product as uncharacterized. Gene Ontology annotation, molecular function: protein-folding chaperone binding; zinc ion binding. Gene Ontology annotation, biological process: protein import into mitochondrial matrix; protein stabilization; protein folding. Gene Ontology annotation, cellular component: mitochondrion. The transcript is spliced from 4 exons. The coding region runs from base 184 to 807 and encodes 207 amino acids. NCBI's taxonomy places the organism in Eukaryota, Viridiplantae, Streptophyta, Magnoliopsida, Cornales, Cornaceae. The record is from RefSeq and is a predicted model, not a curated record.